Suillus plorans is the source of this 1442-nucleotide messenger RNA. RefSeq lists its product as uncharacterized. The transcript has 4 exons. Bases 310 to 1134 code for a protein of 274 amino acids. The record is from RefSeq and is a predicted model, not a curated record. Lineage: Eukaryota; Fungi; Basidiomycota; Agaricomycetes; Boletales; Suillaceae.
CUUCUAGAUUUGAAUGACCGCAUACUACGCCGGAGAGUUGUCAUAACCACACAGAACAACAAAGGACCGCAUUGUAGGAACAAUUGCAAAACGAAAUUGAUUGCAAUACAGGAUCUUGAUGAGCAAAAUCAUUCGAAUGCGUCGCAUAAAGAUCAUCACUUCUCUCAAUGACGUGGGACUCCUUCCAACUCUCACGUGAUGCGAUUACAAAAGCAAAAAUGACGUCAAUCACCUCGAACAUCUGAGACAGCCGUUGGCUCCCAUGCUAACAAAGGAUGGGGUGCGUCUCCUUGUCUACUUAUCAUCAUCAUGUCGUUUCUAGCAGCAUCUGAAAAUACAAUGGCCUUUGAGUUGUGGCCUGCACCAAUGAAAAAAGAAAUCCAAAGACUGCAAGGAGACUACGAUUACGCAUCAUGGGAAUUAUUCCCUUCAUCGUUGCGAGAUAUGGCGGAUUGGGCAGAUGUUUAUCAAGAUCCCGAGCGAAAGGAUAAAUCCAGGGACCGUAUUUUGAUUUACAAGCAUAUUCCAGAUGGCGAGCCAGGAACGGUGUAUCCUGUGGCUCUCAGACUUCAAGGACUUCUGCGCGAAUUCCGUGUGGAAAGGUUCGGUAACUGGACUGGCCAAGAGGCUGAUGUAACGCGUGCAGUCCAACAUGUUACUAUCUCGUCGGGCGGGCAUGCAAAGGCUUGGGAGGCAACUAUCGACUCUCUUAAUCUCGCUUGCGAAUAUGUCAGCAGACGCUUGCAUUUGCCGAUGCAAGGCAUACCGCAGAAAAAGGAAUUGUAUUUGCAAAGGCGCGCAUUCAUCAAAAGAGAUAAGCCUCGCGGAUCCAAAACACCUGCCCUUUCAGCGACACAAGAUCCAGAAGGGAAAUACUUGCGCAUACAAGAGCAUUGGAGUGCUGUACGUCCCUUGACGAUAGCUGAUUUGACGAGUGCUGGCAAAAUACUGCCCAUGGAUGCUGUCUUAUUAACUGAAGGAGAUUUCGUGGAUGUCGGUGCGGAAUUGGAUUUCGUGUUGAGUCGCCAACGGAAUAAAGGGACAACACUGAAAUGUUUUCUGACAUGCACUCACAUCGUACGCAUGAUUCCUGCAGGCUAUGUCGAAAAAAUGAAGCUUGUGAGUUUCAGAUGAGUAGACGACAACAUUGCACUAAUGAUUUGUGCCAGGACAACAGCAUGUCUGACCGAAAGCGCACGUCUACACCGCCUCCACAAGAAAGACCCGCAAAGAAGAGUCACACAGCUCUGAGCUUCGAUGAAGAAUAGAGGAAUGCUAUGUGAACCUUCAGUACGGACAUAUUUGCAGUUGUUUAUUGGUAUUGUUAGGAGGGCAUCAAAUAAUCUUACUUAACCCUGCGGAUAGGGUCUUUUGAAAUAUUGUUUCUUCUCUCUUGACCAUGACGAAAGCGAAACACGACACUGUCUAUGACGGAGAGGCCA